Messenger RNA from Lactuca sativa (garden lettuce), 2928 nucleotides. RefSeq lists its product as uncharacterized. NCBI's taxonomy places the organism in Eukaryota, Viridiplantae, Streptophyta, Magnoliopsida, Asterales, Asteraceae. The record is from RefSeq and is a predicted model, not a curated record.
UAAUAAGUUCAUCCCGUACGUCAUAACUGCCCCACCCCCAAACUUAGCCCCUUAAUCUCGAUCAAAAUGGAAGCACCACCACCAACUCAGUUGAAGAAAACGAAUACGUACUUGAAAUUGCAGCAGAAACUACUAGAAAUUGAAGCAGAAGUCAUCCAAUUCACCAAUUUACCCGGCGAUACACUUGGCCUCGAUCAUCUCGCUGAACAAAUCGAAAAAAAGAUCGCGUUCUUCAAAAACCUCCUAAACGCCGAAACUGUUUCUCACGAUUCGACGUCUAACGAUUUGUCGGAAAUUGAAGGAAAAUUAGAAGAAGUGGAGGCCGAGUUUUUUCAGUCGAACUCUACAAUUGUGAAUGAGAAUGACGAUAGCGAAAACAGUUCUGGUUCUGUUUGUGAACACUGUUCCAAUAAUGAACCUCAGGUGGCCGGAAAUGAGAAUUGGAAAGUUUACGAAAAUUCUGCGAUGUUUUACGAAGCAAUGAUGUCGCCAUCAGAGAUGUUUCGUAAACCGGUGGUGCCGCCAUCGAUAUCGGAGAUGAUUCAUGAAGUAGCGAUGCCGCCGCGAUCUGAUCUGGAAGAUCGUAAAGAGGUGUCGUGUGAUUGUGAGCGGGAACAAACCGGCGGAUGUAAGAAGCGUCCGAUGCGGUGGUGGUGGAGGAUGUUGGUUGUUUUAAUGACGGUGCAAACUCUUGUGUAAAUCCAAAGUACUCAUUACAAGUUUGGUAAUAGUUUAUCCAAAGGUAUCCUUGCUCAUACCCUUGCUCCAAACCUGCUAAUACUCGAUACUUAAAUCAUGUCAUACAAAAAAAAAGUUUCCCCUUUUGUGGAAUGUCUAUAAUUAUCUUGAUGUUUCCAAGAAAGAUCAACAUUCAGAAUAGAUGGUGUCCAUACAAUAAAUACCCUUAUCAUAUUGGACGAAGAUGUAUUUUUCUGUACUAAAAUACUUUUCUUCCAUGUUUGUUUUUCCAUCUAUUAAGAUCCUUCAUACAAAGUCUCAUUUAGCCCUAAAUGGUUACAGCCGGGACUAAAAAUAAUCAAACAAACAGAAGUACCUUGUUAUUUUUUGCAUUUAUCCUAAAACAUGUUAAAGCAAGAAAUAGCAACGUACCUUAAAGAACACACACAUCAUAUGCAUAUACACACACUACACACACUGUCAAUUAUGUUGAAUUGGUUUAGGCAAAUUCAACAAAGCCGCUUAAGGCCACAAGAUAUCAUUCCCAAAUGAAUUUACUAAAAGUUCAGGUAACUCUACUUCUAACCAAGACAAAUAAAGUGUAAGGCUUAAUUGGUGACAUAAAAGAAAAAGAUAAUUAAUAAAAAAUGAAAGUACAUUGUGUGCUUUGUGUACUUUUCUUUAGCCUAAGUAGAUAUAAGAACAAUUUUGCCUCAAGUACACGACUACAAUUCCUAGUCAUGAUCUGCUAUAGCUUUAAUCGCAUGCUUAAAUGCCUCUAUUAUGACUUGUAAUGGAGGAUAAAUCUAUGUUCCAUGUAUAUGUAAGUAGUAAAACAUAUUGCAAAAUCAAAGGGCAAAAUCAUCAUUAUGUGUACAACCAUACAUACUUAACAACACUACAUUUAUAAAGUACUUUCCAUGAAAGUAAGAUGUAUAUUUCACAAUAUCAAAUUUACUUUUCUUCAAAGAAUAUCUCAAUCAGAGAAUAUUCCCUUUUAAAAUUUGUUCUAAGGACAUGUUUUAAUGCUAUCAACAUGUCAUUCAUAUACAUUUUAAAAAACCGAAUGUAUUAACCUCCUUAACCUUUUCAAGCAUCUAUUUUGCCCCGACAAAGGUUCCACACAGUGCAUAGCCAAAAAAAAAAAGUUCAUGCAGAACAAACAUCUAAACAUAAAAAAAUACUUAAAGAAAGUAUGUUGCUAUUUCAAAGUAUAAUGCUUUAAUAAGGAAAUUAGUAUAAAACUGUACUUUCUAACCAAUUAUAUCAUUGUACUUUUAUUUCUACCUAUUACAAUGUUGUAAUGAAAAGAAAUGUAAGUAAAAUACCACAAUACACAUAUAAUUACAAUGCUAUGUCAUGCAUUUACCAGUAAUCUUCUAAACCAUGCUUUCGUUGCCAUCCAUAAAUUAAAAAUCUUAGAAAAAAAUAAGAAUAAAGUAAAAUAAUAGCAUUGUACUAUUUAAGUACAAUGGUUUAAUAAAAAAUAUUAAAAAAUAAAUAAAUAAAGUAUUUUGCUAUUCCUUGGAUCUAACCCCUGAUUGGGAUAAAUGCAACAAAAAUAGCAAUAUAUUUUGGUUGUAUGUGGGUGCAUGUGUAAUAGAAGAUAUAAAAGUAAGAUGUUAUAAUAAACUAACUGAUCACCAUAAAGCAUUCAAGAAUCUCAUCAACAUUCUUGAUGACUUGGCAACAACCAUAUCAGAUUCUUUUAGUUAUUUUGUGGAUGUAACUCAAGUAAAGAAAUACCAACAUACUUUAUACCCAAUUUUUUACACCAUGUGGACAGAAACAAUCAUCAGAAUUGAACAUUACAUAAUGCAUAUAUAGAAUUGGAUAAACUGAAUCAAACCUGAAACAAAGUGUGACCAAAUGAAUCUCGUAGAGGUUUGACAUUGGAAAAUGGACGUUUUAGAGGCAGCUCACAAGAAACUCGAUUCAAUAACCGCAUUUAAAUUUGCCACAUCUCAACCAUAAGAUGGAUCUUUUCUUAAGGAAACCAUCCGAUAAUACUUAUGAAAUUAGUCAAAUGUUAAUGGCUAUUUGAUAAACAUAAAAGGAAUAUACCUUAGCUUGCCGACCAACAUGAAGUCUAAAACCAGAAGCCUAACACCAGUUACAUCCAGGGGAGGAGCCAACACAUUUAAGAAGAUGGGCUUACGUAGUAAUAACAUAUUAAAAUAUAUUUUAUCUUGAAUAAUAUAAUAAAGUAUUUAAAUUUGAAACAAAUAAAUUCAUAAAUAAAAUUACAAU